UUCAGUCCUAGUCUUCCCAGGCUCCUAGAGGAGGAGGGACAGAACAAGAGAGGAGGGACUGGGAAGGGGUCCCAUCGUUGUACGUCCCGUCCUGGGUUUAACCCGCUGUCUCUGUCUCUAGUCUCCGAUCUGAUCUCUCUUACCCCAGUCUCCGGCCAUGAGCCCCCCUUCCAGCUCUGGCGUCUACGUGAGCCGCGGGGUGGCCCUGCUGCUGGCCGGGCUGACAGCGGUGCUCCUGCUGGUGCUAGUGGCUCUGGCUGCCUUAUACGGCAGCUGCGCGCACGUCCAGCCUUCGGAGCAGGAUAGCCCCCGGGUGAAGGACACUGUACUGUCGCCUCCCGGCGGCCAGGAGCGGGCGCAACCAACCCCUGCACAUGAGGCCACGGUGGGGACCUCCCAAGACUGGCGACCUCCGUCGGGGCCCUGGGAUCAUCUGCGCCUGCCUCCCUGGCUUGUCCCACUUCACUAUGAUCUGGAGCUGUGGCCCCGGCUGCGGCCGGACAACCUGUCCACACCGAGUUUGACCUUCACGGGUCGCGUAAACAUCACCGUACGCUGCACAGUGGCCACCUCGAGAUUGUUGCUACACAGCUUCCUUCUGAAUUACAAGCAAGUGGAAGUGUGGGGUCCUCUGGCCCGGGACACUAGGAACGCCACUGUAGGCCGCGUGCUGGUGGAGAAUGUGUGGUUUGCGCAGGAGAUGCAGUACGUGGUGCUGGAUCUGGGCCAAUCCUUGGAACCGGGUAGCAGUUAUGAGCUGAAUUUGGACUUCUCUGGCCAGGUGCUUGAGGUGGGCUCAGAAGGGCUCUUUCUGAACCUCUACACUGAUGAGGAUGAGCUCAGAGCCCUGAUAGCAACUCAAAUGGAACCAACAUUCGCCAGGCAUGUUUUCCCCUGUUUUGAUGAGCCAGCUCUAAAGGCAACUUUUAAUAUUACAAUUAUCCAUCAUCCUGGGUAUGUGGCUCUUUCCAAUAUGCCCCAACUAGGUCAGUCUGAAAGAAUUGAUGUCAAUGGAAGCAGAUGGACUGUCACUACCUUCAGUACCACACCCCUCAUGCCAACAUACCUCGUUGCACUUGUCGUGUGUGACUUCGGCCAUGUCAGCAGAACUGAGAGAGGCAAGGAGAUACGUAUCUGGGCUCCGAAAGACGACAUUGCAAAUGGAUAUUUAGACUUUGCUGCAAACAUCACCGGUCCCAUCUUCUCGUUUCUUGAGGAUUUGUUUAAUAUCAGUUAUCCACUUCCAAAAACAGAUAUAAUUGCCCUGCCUGCUUUUGUCAACGGUGCAAUGGAAAACUGGGGACUGAUGGUAUUUGACGAAUCGUCCUUGCUCCUGGAACCGGAGGAUGAGCUGACAGAGAAAAGAGCUAUGAUCUUGAGCAUCGUCUCCCAUGAGGUUGGACACCAGUGGUUUGGAAACCUGGUGACCACGAGUUGGUGGAACAAUAUCUGGCUCAAUGAAGGCUUUGCAUCUUAUUUCGAAGUCGGACUAACUAACUACUUCUAUCCGAAAGUUCCCAUGAAUAUGAUCUUUUUUUUUACCGUUUUACAUGAUAUCCUCAGAGAAGAUCAUGCCCUCGAGUUGAGAGCUGUGUCCACUCCAGGGGGAAAUUUCACAGAAACAAGAGAAAUAAGCAGACUCUUUGACAUAUACACUUACAAGAAGGGAGCGUGUAUGGCCUGGAUGCUUGCUAGUUUCCUAAGCCAGCACUUGUUUAUCAACGCACUUAAGUCUUAUUUGGAGACAUUUUCUUACUCAAAUGCUGAGCAAGAUGAUCUGUGGAGACAUAUUCAAAUGGCUGUAGGUGAGCAGAGUAUAAUACAUUUGCCUGCAACAGUAAAAAGCAUAAUGGACAGUUGGACACACCAGGGUGGCUUUCCAGUCGUCACGUUAAAUGUGUCUACAGGCAUCGUUAAACAAGAGCCGUUUUAUCUUGAGAAGGUUGAAAAUCAGACUCUUGGAAGCCACAAUACAUGGAUUGUCCCUAUUUUUUGGAUGAAAAAUGGAAUCACCCAACCUUUAGUCUGGCUAGAUAAAAGCAGCAUGAUGUUUCCUGGGAUGAAGCUUUCAGAUUCUGACAGUGACUGGGUGAUUUUAAACCUCAAUGUGACUGGAUAUUACAGAGUUAAUUAUGACGAAUUAGGCUGGAAGAAGUUACAUCAACAGCUUGAAAAGGAUCCUAAGGCCAUUCCUGUCAUUAACAGGCUGCUGCUGGUGAGCGACGCUUUCGCCUUGUCUACACACAAUUACAUCGAGAUCGAGACAGCACUUGAUUUAACCAAGUACAUUGCCGAAGAAGAUGAAAUCCUAGUGUGGUUUGAAGUCUUGGUGAACUUAAUAAACAAGGAAACUAUUUAUGAUGUGAACAACUAUGCUUUAUACCCAUUAUUGAAGAAGUAUUUGCUAAAGAGACUUAACUCAAUAUGGAAUACUUAUUCAGCUAUAAUUCGAGAAAAUAUGACAUCAUUACAAGACAAUUAUUUAUCUCUACUUUCACUGGAAAGGUUUUUUGAAACUGCCUGUUGGUUGGGUCUUGAAGACUGUCUCCAGCUGUCCAGAGAGCUCUUCAGAAGAUGGAUGGCACGCCCAGAGACACGAAUACCUCCUCAGAUUGAAAAGGUGGUCUUAUGCAAUGCCAUUGCUGUGGGGAGCGAUAAGGACUGGGAGUUUUUGUUUAAUCUUUACAUCAAUACGACCGAGGAACAGGACGGGCUCCAUCUAGUUCACGCAAUGAGCUGCAGUAGAGACCCAUGGAUACUUAACAGAUUUAUGGAAUAUGCCGUCACUGUGGUUCCCUCCCAUUUUAAUGAAACAAAUAUAAUACAAGCUGUAGCAGCAUCUGAAGUUGGCCGGUACGUUGCAAAGGACUUUCUGGUGGACAACUGGGUAGCUGUGACCGACAGGUAUGGAACACAAUGGCUGGAUGCUCUCCUCUAUAUCUUAGGGAGGACUGUCAGUACAGAUCAGCAGGUUAUGGAGUUGCAGCGGUUCCUCGGCACGGUGUUGGAGGAGCACCAGAGGAUUUUGGCUCAAGCCAAAUUACAGGCAAUGAAGGCGGAGAAUCUGAAAAACAAGAAGAGAAUUGCCAGGGUGGUUGAGUGGCUUCGGAAGAACACGUAAUCCGUGGCUUCCUGCAGGAUGGUUCUUGCAUCUCAUGACCUUCUUUACUCACUGUCCCGGCUUCCGUAUUCAGUGACGGGAAAAGCCACAUGGCUUCUUUUAUUUCGGAACCAUUUCCUACUCAGAGUCGGGUCCUUCCUGAUUUCACGUCUGGCCUCAAGGAUCCGUGAUGGCUGAGGAUUUUUGUCAGCACUGCCCUAUAUCUGGGCAAAACUCCGCUACCUGUGGAGCAAGAAAGCCACUGAAACUAUUUUAACUGCUUUCUUAAAAACAACAACAACAAACAAAUUCGGAUUGACCUAAGAAAGCAUCGCUUACUCUGUUGAAGCGGAGGCCAGUUAUCGUGAAAUCAGUGGCAUCCGUGGAGAGCACACAUUAGUGCUUCUUUCUUUACAUUUUGUGGGUGGGGUGUUUUUCCAGAAUGAGGGUAAAAAAUGCAUAUCUCCUAUCUACCUCACAGUAGUAUUGUAAAGAUUAAUCAAUAUACUGUCUAUGAAAAGUCUUUAACACUUCCAGACAAGACUAGAAGCUCAGAAACUUAUUUUUGGUGACAUUGUUAAUGAGAGGAUUCAUGUAACACGGGACAGAAAGAGCAAUCACAAACAAAACUGGACCAGCAAAGAGGAAGAGACAGGGGAUGGAAAGAAAAAUAGGUCAUUGUCUGCCACCUCAAGCAUGCUAGUCAAACAAUUAUUAUGCAAGAAUAACACUAAAAGAAUACAGAAUAAACAAGAAGUCAUCACACAUUCAAAUGUUGAUUUGGGGUUUGUAACAUUUCACAUCACUUAAAACUUAAAAGGCCUCGGAAUUUUCUGGAAAAGGUUUUGUACAUAAACAACAUUAAGCCAUUGUGCUAAUGAGACAACUUCCCCUACUCCUUAGUAAAGCCUAAGUAACUAGCAUACUGAUAGCUCAGAGAAUUGAUAAUGAACCUUUUACAAACCCAGAAGAUGUAACUAUAACGCCUUACAUAUGUCUGUGCAUUUCUGUGACUAAAGGGAUUUAAUGGAUGCAAAUAAAAACCUCUGUGCGGGGUGUCCAGGUGUCCACCUGGCAGCGCCCACUGGCUUACCAUUCCUUUACCACUUUCCUUCUUGGAGAAAAUGUAAGUAGAUGAAUAAAAGUUAUUUUGACUUGA
Molecule: messenger RNA, 4259 nt
Organism: Apodemus sylvaticus (European woodmouse)
Lineage: Eukaryota; Metazoa; Chordata; Mammalia; Rodentia; Muridae
Gene: Lvrn
Product: laeverin
Exons: 20
Coding region: 158-3121 (987 amino acids)
Biological process (GO): peptide catabolic process; proteolysis
Cellular component (GO): cytoplasm
Molecular function (GO): zinc ion binding; peptide binding; metalloaminopeptidase activity
Source: RefSeq, a predicted model, not a curated record